AUGUCUAAUGAUAUAAUCCAUUCAACUCCUUCUCCUUAUUCAGAUGACUAUGAUAAAAGUGUAAUCAUCGAUCAGGUUUAUGAUCAUCUUCAACGCCAAUUAAAGCUCCAACAACAAGAACUAUUACAACAUAAAGAAUCAUUCAUAAAAGAUAAUUCAUACUUACAAACAACUCCUAAUCAAAUAAAUACAUCUCUGAACUUGAAUUGGAGUUUCACUCAAGGCCUCAUUAUUGGUCAAUUAAGUGUGAUUUUUGUAAUUGGAAUUUUUAUCAAAUUCUUCGUGUUCGCUGAUUCAACAACAAUUUCUCCUAAAACUUCAAGUAAAGAUGCUUCUAAUGUAAUAGUUAAAAGAGAUAAAGUAAAUUCUGAAAAGCCAGAUAAAGAUAAUGAUCUAAUUGAUAGUUAUUUAUCCGAUAACGAAGAUGAACAUGUUAAAGUUACCAAAUCUAAAUUAGCAAGUAUAUUAGAAAAAACAUACUAUGACGUUGAUAAUCAUUCUUCGGAAUCUUUAGAUUGGUUUAAUGUUUUAAUUGCCCAGACAAUCUCCCAGUUGAGAACGGAAGCUCUAUUAUCCGAUAACAUUUAUCAUUCUUUAAACGAGUUCUUAUCUAAACUGGAGUUACCGGAUUAUCUAGACAAGAUUAAAAUUACUGAAAUUGAUAUUGGUGACGACUUCCCGAUUUUUUCAAAUUGUCGUAUAAGACACAGUAAAGACGGGUCUGGCAGAUUGGAAGCUAAGAUUGACGUGGAUUUAUCGGAUACUUUAACCUUGGGUAUCGAUACUAAGUUAUUAUUGAAUCACCCUCGUCCAUUAACAGCGGUUUUACCAGUGCAACUAUCAGUUUCUAUAGUAAGGUUUUCGGGUUGCUUAACGGUUUCGUUAAUUAAUACCAAUGAUCCAGAAUUCACUGAUAUAAGCCAGGGUAAUAACUUAUCAAAUAAUAACAAGGACCAUGAUUCUUCCAGUAAUAGUAAUGGUACGGCUUUAAUGUUUUCAUUUUCUCCCGAUUACAGAUUGGAAUUCACCGUUAAAUCAUUAAUAGGUUCAAGAGCUAAACUACAAGAUGUUCCUAAAAUCUCUUCGUUAAUUGAAAAUAAAUUACGUAGUUGGUUUAUCGAACGUUGUAUUGAACCAAGGUUUCAGGUAGUUAAAUUACCUUCAUUAUGGCCAAGACGCAAAAAUACCAGAGAACCAGUGCAUUCAAAUGUUAACGGGAUCGUCGAUAAAACUGAAGAAGCAUUAUAA
Hyphopichia burtonii NRRL Y-1933 is the source of this 1248-nucleotide messenger RNA. Its product is annotated as ERMES complex subunit. Gene Ontology annotation, biological process: phospholipid transport; mitochondrion organization. Gene Ontology annotation, cellular component: endoplasmic reticulum; ERMES complex. The coding region runs from base 1 to 1248 and encodes 415 amino acids. Gene Ontology annotation, molecular function: lipid binding. The transcript has a single exon. The record is from RefSeq and is a predicted model, not a curated record. Lineage: Eukaryota; Fungi; Ascomycota; Pichiomycetes; Serinales; Debaryomycetaceae.